Messenger RNA from Raphanus sativus (radish), 511 nucleotides. Its product is annotated as 60S ribosomal protein L34-1-like. The coding region runs from base 1 to 465 and encodes 154 amino acids. The transcript is spliced from 4 exons. Gene Ontology annotation, cellular component: cytosolic large ribosomal subunit; ribosome. The record is from RefSeq and is a predicted model, not a curated record. NCBI's taxonomy places the organism in Eukaryota, Viridiplantae, Streptophyta, Magnoliopsida, Brassicales, Brassicaceae. Gene Ontology annotation, biological process: translation; ribosome biogenesis. Gene Ontology annotation, molecular function: structural constituent of ribosome.
AUGGUGCAGCGUCUUGUAUACCGUUCUCGUCACAGCUACGCCACCAAAUCCAACCAGCACAGGAUCCUCAAAACCCCUGGUCUCUCUUUCUCAAAAAACCAAACUCUCCCAUCGAUCUAUAAAACCACCAAGAAGCGUGCCAGUGGACCUAAAUGCCCCGUUACCGGCAAGCGUAUUCAGGGUAUCCCUCACUUGAGGCCUGCUGAGUACAAGAGGUCUCGAUUAUCCAGAAACAGGAGAACCGUGAACCGUGCGUACGGUGGUGUUUUGUCUGCUUUGGCUGUUAGGGAGAGAAUCGUCCGUGCUUUCCUUGUGGAGGAGCAAAAGAUUGUGAAGAAGGUCUUAAAACUCCAAAAGGCCAAGGAAAAGGUCGCUCCAAGAACUAGAAAUCCUAUUUUCACUUUUUAUUUUAUUAAAAAAUGUUGUGGCUUUGUUCUAGCAAUAGUUACUGGUUGCAGAAUAUGAGAGAAACAUUAUGUAUUCGUCGCAGUUCUCAAGCUUUUUUUCAAUU